AUGAACAGGUGUCAAAAAGUCGUUGGAGAACUUUUGGAGCAGGCGCUUUCGCCGCUUACAGCGAUCAGCUGGGAAGUUUUUUUGGGAGUUCGCACAGCGAUUGUGCAACGGAUGGAGUUGGGAACGGCCACCUGCGGAGAUGCUGGCGGAACUGAAGCCACAGUAGAAAGAAGUCCGUCCAAGAGCUUUGAAGGGAAGUAUCCAAGUGCGACACUCAAAUUUUGA
Molecule: messenger RNA, 225 nt
Organism: Bursaphelenchus xylophilus (pine wood nematode)
Lineage: Eukaryota; Metazoa; Nematoda; Chromadorea; Rhabditida; Aphelenchoididae
Source: the annotation of a GenBank genome assembly